Tuber aestivum (summer truffle) is the source of this 1850-nucleotide messenger RNA. The record is from the annotation of a GenBank genome assembly. Lineage: Eukaryota; Fungi; Ascomycota; Pezizomycetes; Pezizales; Tuberaceae.
GGAGAGGAGAAGAAGAAGGAAAGCGUGCAGCUAGUUUACCGGUAAACCUGAUCUCCCUUCUGUCUCGGCGGAGAAUAUUCGUUAUCCGUGCCGUUUUGGGUGCUUCUAUUUUGCGCCCCAUGCACCAUCACACGCGGAGGCAGCCUCCACCACACACGAACUCAGGCGAGGCGGCGUGUGACCCUGGUGUACGGUACCAAGAGAAGGUGCUUAUUGUUUGGUCCGGGCUGGCUGGUUAACUCUGUUCCUCGGUAGCCCCAGGUGGAUGUAGAACAUCAUAGUAUUAUUCUAAGCUCACCUUACCUGGCGCAACCGCCUGUCAGGGUGGUGACGGAGUGGCUGAGGGCGCAAGAGUCUGUAUCGUGUGUUCCGAACGGAAUAAGCAGUGUAUUGUCUGAUUUCCUUUCUUAUCGCUGCCACCACUACCCUUGACUCUACUUGUGAAUACGGAUUGUGAAGUGAAUAAAUAAUGGCCAUGGCGCCCUCGAUAUCUGCCUUUCUUUCACCACCCUCUCAUCCCCCUUCACUCCUCACCAUCCACUGUGACGAGUAAAUCGUUUCCUUUUUUCUUUUCUUCUUCUUCCCUUUUCUUAUUUCUUUGAUCUUUUUACGCUUCUUCUUUAGUUUCUGUUCAUUAUCGCAGCCAGGCUUCUUUCCUCACGUGUAUACCUCCGUUUAUCCCAGAAGCCCGAAUCCUGCAGCAAAUCCCUUAAUUCACCUCGAUAAUAUCCUAUAAGCAUGAGAUACUUAGCGUGUGCUGCAGCUGCAGUGGCUGCGGUGGCAUUGCCAAAAUUUGCCUCUGCGGCGGCCGUCCCGGAAAAGCCAUACACCUUCACCUGCGCGGAUAAGCCGGAUGCGGUGACGGUGACGAAGACCGUAACUGCCGAUGUCAAGCCUAUUGAUCAUCCCAUCACUACAUAUCAUGCCGGGGGUGACGGGCCAACAGUCACUAUCACCGCCGAUAACCAGAAGGUGACGUCCGUUGACAAGAGCAUCAAGACUACCUCCUACCACUGCGAUGGGCCCGGUGUUUAUACGCCGCCACAUCAGACCGAAGUGUGGACUGUCCACGAGCCCACAUGGAUUACCGUAAGUCUUGAUUUCGCCCUCUCCCGAUUGAUUCCGGUGCUGAUAGCUCCUUGGUUGCUUAGUAUGAGGUUCCCUGUGCAACGGCGUAUAUCUACCCUUAUGAAGAGGCAGCUUGCAGUACUUGCACCAAGAAUGUGGAGGUUAUUGUCUAUAUUAAUAUUGACGUGAUCACCUACUCGGAGCAAGUUUGGGAGGUUAUCGAUGGACAGACCACCACCGAGAUCAAGACUGUCACUGCUACUCCCUCUUAUGUCUCGGACUAUCUCCCACCAUCCACCACAGCUCCCGGUGGCCAUGCGGCCACUACCCAUACCGUUAAGGUCGGAGGUCUCAAUGGAACUACCCCGAUUCUCAAGUACGACCCCGAGUACGUUGCCGAUGUCAAGAUUGGCGACGUUGUCCUGUUCGACAUUCUCGCUAAUAACCACACCGUGACUGAGUCUACCUUUGAUGCCCCCUGCGUGCCGAAAGCUGGCGGUAUUGAUUCUGGAUUCCGCCCUAACAUGGAGAACACCCCCGGAAAGAUGACAUUCCCCGUCACCGUCGAUGAUGACAAGCCAAAGUGGUUCUACUGCGCUCAACCUGGAAACGGAAAGCCCCAUUGUCAGGCUGGUAUGGUUUUCGCCAUCAACGCUCCUAAGACUGGAGAUAAGACCCUCGAAGCGUUCAAGAAGCUCGCUGCUGCUGUCCCUGUUCCUGGGGUUCCAUCCAAUACGACUGAUGGAACUCCUAGCCCAACUGGUGGUGCCGCUGCUGCGACC